This is a messenger RNA of Microstroma glucosiphilum, 2083 nucleotides long. RefSeq lists its product as hypothetical. The record is from RefSeq and is a predicted model, not a curated record. The transcript is spliced from 3 exons. Bases 110 to 1834 code for a protein of 574 amino acids. Lineage: Eukaryota; Fungi; Basidiomycota; Exobasidiomycetes; Microstromatales; Microstromataceae. Gene Ontology annotation, molecular function: glutaminyl-peptide cyclotransferase activity; zinc ion binding.
GGGAUGGAGGCAUCAGGAAUAUAGACGAGCACACUGGUCACCUCCACUACCAUACCAUCACUAGCGACAAGAGCCCUUCUUUCAGGAGGACAUCCGUCUGAUCCUCGAUAUGGCAGAGGGAUCUCGGCGGCCUAGGCUCCGGGUCGAGGCGAAGCUACCACAUCGCCAGGAUCUCGAAGUAGUCGAGGGUCUCUCGCAGCUGGCCCCGAGCAUUCAGUCGGACAUAGAAGACAAAUAUGCCUCUCUGCAAGCAUCAGAAAGUGUACAAGAGAUGCUAAGCGCAAGAGCAGCUCGACAGCUUCAUUCCAGACUACCACCAUCAGAAGGACGACUAGCCAGCAGGCCGCGUCUGCGGCAUCACCCGCCAGAUGUCCCCUCAAGUGACUGUUUGGCACCUCUUACCAGAUUCAAGAGUCCGUCUGUGCGAGCAAGCAUACAUCUUAUCCCUUUGCUUCUGCUCCUACUCGCUUCUCUGUCCAUCCUCACUCCAGCCGAUGCACAAGCGCAGCGGCCUCCACAAGCCGUCUCACGCUCCUACCCCCACCUCGCCUCCUCCUCCCUCUCCUCUCUCCUGUCCCUCUCCGACCCAGCUCCCUACAUAGACCAUCGUUCUCCCACCUCUUUCCUCUCCCGAAUCCUCAUACCACGCGUCGCAGGCUCCCCAGGUAUCGCAAAAGUGCGGCAGAUCAUACUAGAUGUGUUUCAGAAAGAUCUCGCAGCCUCACGUCAGCACGGCCGCUCGGGGUGGCACACUGAGGAGCACACAAUCGAGGACAAUACACCACUCGGUCGUCUCUCCUUUACCAAUCUCAUCUUCACAAAGAAUCCACGAGCAUCCCGACGUCUCGUGCUCGCCGCGCACUACGACUCGAAAUACUUCAGCAGGGGGAACUUUCUGGGAGCAACGGAUAGUGCAGCCCCAUGCGCAAUGCUGGUGGAUGUGGCCGUUGCGCUGGAUGGGCUGAUGGAGGCGAAGAAGGACGAUGACCUGACACUACAGCUCAUCUUCUUUGAUGGAGAAGAGGCAUUCAAGGUCUGGACGCACACGGAUAGUACUUAUGGCAGCAGAGCUCUCGCUGCCAACUGGUCCCAAACCUACUUCACACCUCAAACUUCGCCAUCCCCCUCUUCCAACCCCUCACGUCGCCGAAUCAUGUCCACCCCUCAAUCCCCACUAAGGAAAAUCGACUCCAUCGAGCACUUUGUCCUUCUGGACCUGCUGGGGGCAAAAGAACCCGAGGUGCCCUCAUAUUUCGCCUCGACGGAUUGGCUGUACAGGGAAUUGGUCGAGGGGGAAAAGAGGCUGAAUGAGGGGGGAGUGCUCCUCCCACGGACUUGGAGUGGCGGCGAAGGAGACAAUGCCGACGGGUGGGAAGAGGCGGGGAAAGGUCCAUUGCUAGAGCACAGGAAGAAGGGCAAUCUCAAGUCUUUCUUCCCCGGGGGACCGGUCCUGACCUAUGGUGGGAUAGAAGACGACCAUCUUCCCUUUCUUGCAAACGGCGUGCCGAUCCUGCAUCUGAUCCCACGACCAUUCCCGCACGUGUGGCAUACGUUGAAGGACGACGCCUCUGCCCUCGACUACCCAACGACGCACGCCUGGAGCAUGCUCAUGCGGCUCUUCGUCGCCGAGUAUCUCGAGCUGGAUAUGCGUCAUGCUUCUUCAUUGAGCUCAAGCAAGAGAGAGUCCCAAGGCGGAGAAGAGGAGGAAGAAGCAGAGGAAGAGGGGUGGGGGGAUGAUUCUUGGUUGAGAGAGAAGAAAAAGGGGAGAGAGAGGGAGAGGCAGAGGGACGAACUGGUGAGUUUUAAACGCGCCCCUACCAAUAGUGGAGUGUGAGCCAUCCGAAGUAGAGGCUGAUCAGAUAUCAUCCUCCUCCCUUCCCCCCUCCCUCCUCUUCAUCUCGGCCCUCUUUCGCUCGCUUCGCACCCCCUUUCUGCUGUAUGCCAACCCUCGACGGGACGAUUGAUCAGCAGUGACGAGCUACAGUCUGAACCGCACCGCACCGCACUGCAUUCGGCUCAGGCUCAUGAAAGAAAGAGGUGGAGAGAUGGAGAGAUACCCCCCUACCCAUCCAUCCCACCUCGC